This is a messenger RNA of Sycon ciliatum, 2339 nucleotides long. Its product is annotated as COP9 signalosome complex subunit 2-like. Lineage: Eukaryota; Metazoa; Porifera; Calcarea; Leucosolenida; Sycettidae. Gene Ontology annotation, biological process: protein deneddylation. The transcript is spliced from 22 exons. The record is from RefSeq and is a predicted model, not a curated record. Bases 210 to 1544 code for a protein of 444 amino acids. Gene Ontology annotation, cellular component: COP9 signalosome.
AGGAAAAUAAUCAGAUAAUUAUUAUUAGAAAUAGAAUACUCGAAUAGAGUAGUCUGCCUUUUCACCAGACUCCAGUGCUCGAGAGCCUUGUUUGAAGUCAUUUUCUACUGCCCUUUAGUUCAGUCUCGUCUUGUCUCCGAAGAGAAGCUCUUGCCAGCAUCGUUGCUCUCCUUAGUGCCUUUGGUCGUCCUCUGGACAGCUAUUUCACCAUGUCUGAUGACUUUAUGAUGGAUGACGACGAUGAAGAGUACCCCGACCUUGAAUACUCUGAGGAGAGCAACAGCGAGCCAGACGUCGAUUUGGAGAACCAGUACUACAACAGCAAAUCCAUAAAAGAGAGUGACCCACGUGCAGCAUUGAAAAGUUUUCAAAGUGUUUUGACCCUUCAACUGGAAAAGUGCGAAUGGGGUUUCAAAGCUCUGAAACAGUGUAUGAAGCUUAACUUCAAACUCGGCCAGCAUGGGGAAAUGAUAGAACACUAUCGCGAGCUGCUAACCUACAUGAAGGGCGCAGUGACGAGAAACUACUCGGAGAAGUCAAUCAACUCAAUCCUGGAUUACAUCUCAACAUCUGCUCAGACUGAGCUGUUGCAGAGCUUCUAUGAGACAACCCUUGGUGCACUUAGAGAAUCCAAGAAUGAGAGGCUUUGGUUCAAGACGAACACUAAGCUGGGCAAGUUAUACUUUGACCGUGGAGAGUUUGUCAAGCUGCAGAAAAUUAUCCGACAGUUGCGAGCAUCCUGCCAGACUGAGGCUGGCACUGAUGAUUUGAAGAAAGGAACGCAGCUUUUGGAGAUUUAUGCACUGGAGAUUCAGAUGUACACAGAGCAGAAGAAUAACAAGAAGCUGAAGGCACUGUAUGAGCAGUCGUUGCACAUCAAGUCAGCCAUUCCUCAUCCUCUUAUUAUGGGUGUCAUUCGCGAAUGUGGUGGGAAAAUGCACCUGCGGGAGCAGCAAUUUGACAGUGCUCACACAGACUUCUUUGAGGCAUUCAAGAACUAUGAUGAAUCAGGCAGUCCAAGACGGACAACGUGUCUGAAGUAUUUGGUAUUGGCUAACAUGCUGAUGAAGUCGGAGAUUAACCCGUUUGAUUCUCAGGAGGCCAAGGCAUACAAGAAUAACCCAGAGAUUCUGGCCAUGACCAAUUUGAUCAUAGCAUAUCAGAACAAUGACAUUGUGCAGUUUGAGAAGAUUCUGAAGCAGAACAGGAAGUCAAUCAUGGAAGACUCGUUCAUCUGGGAGCACAUUGAAGACUUACUUUCCAACAUCCGCACCCAGGUCCUGAUCAAGCUCAUUCGGCCAUACAGUCGUAUUCGCAUCCCUUUCAUCGCAUCGGAGCUGAAUAUCGACUGUGAUGAUGUGGAGAGUCUACUAGUGGACCUGUUGCUGGAUAGGGUCAUUGAUGGCAAGAUAGAUCAGGUCAAUCAAAUCCUCAUCAUGAAUAAGAGUACAACCGCAAGUAACACUUCAAUGCAUCAUGUCAUGGGUGCGUGGACGAAAGAGCUGGCGGCGCUUACAGAGCGGGUGGCCACCAGGCUGGUGUGAGUCAAGAAACGACCCACAUCAUCAAACAUGUACUCAUAAAACGAACACACGUCUGCUCAUCAAAUUGUCAAAAACUGUUGCAGCUUGACACAUGAAAUAUAUACUCUGUACAGCCUCUAUCAAACUAUCCCGGACCAAUAAAAUACAUUAGGUUUGUACAUUCUUUAUUACUGCAAAGAACACAACAAUCAACAUGACCACAGUUAGGCUAGUGUAAAAAAAAAAAGCUUUCCGUGGAAUCCGGAGCUGCUUUUCCUUGACAUUCUAACUGCUUGGCCGCUUCUCGGACGGGUGUGCUGUGAUUCGUGUGGCAACUGCGCCCACCAUGCUGCUGCCGUUGGACGCCUGGCGCUUGCCUUGCUCCCAGCUCCGAUUGCCUUGCUUCCUACUCUCCAGUUUAUACAGUCUGAGAUACCACUUUCCUUGCUCCCUGUUCCUCAGUAUGUUCAUCUCAGCUUCUAUCUGCUUGCCUUGCUUGCUAUUCUCUACUCUGCAGUGUCUGGUCUUAGUAGUCAUCUCAGAUAUCUACUUGUGAACCAUCAUGUGGUAGCAGUAGCACUGAUGACUGUGCACACACAACAGAUAUCACGUGCACAUUUUACUCUUUUUUAUUGGUGUAUUUCACGAAACUAUUCAUCUGUUAGUUUGGUUCUGCUGUACUAGUACUUCAAAGAAGCAUUCAUAUUUUUUCUUUCCUUUUUUAUGUUCUUUUGAGUUAGCCCACAGCUAUUUGUGUACCAUAUUAAUUUUAGUGAUGCGACAAGCAAAUUCGAAACACUUGGAUACUAACUAUCA